GCCCCCAUCGGCCCCCUCCAGUGUGCCACGGCUGCCUGUGUUGUCGCAACCAUGAAAGUCGGCUCUGGCCCUGGCCUCAUCUUCUGUGGCUUGCUGCUGCUGCUGCUGCUGCUGCUCCAGACCCCUGGCAGCCUUGGCCUUCCCCACCAGUCCAGAGGGCACCUCUGUGGGACAAGACCCACCGACCUGGUGUUUGUUGUCGACAGCUCUCGUAGUGUGCGACCUGUGGAGUUUGAGAAGGUGAAAGUGUUCCUGUCGCAGGUCAUCGAGUCACUGAAUGUGGGGCCCAAUGCCACGCGGGUGGGCUUGGUCAACUAUGCCAGCACCGUCAAGCCUGAGUUUCCACUUCGGGCUUACGGCUCCAAAGCCUCACUGCUGCAGGCUGUGCGCCGCAUCCAGCCUCUGUCCACAGGCACUAUGACCGGCCUGGCCUUGCAGUUUGCCAUCACCAAAGCCUUCAGCGACAACGAGGGUGGGCGCGCCGGGUCCCCCGACAUCAGCAAGGUGGUCAUCGUGGUGACAGAUGGGAGGCCCCAGGACAGCGUGCGGGACGUGUCUGCACGCGCCCGGGCCAGCGGCAUCGAGCUGUUCGCCAUCGGCGUGGGUCGCGUGGACAAGGCCACGCUGCGGCAGAUUGCCAGCGAGCCGCAGGAUGAGCACGUGGACUACGUGGAGAGCUACAACGUCAUUGAGAAGUUGGCCAAGAAGUUCCAGGAGGCCUUCUGCGUGGUGUCAGACCUGUGUGCCACAGGGGACCACGACUGUGAGCAGGUGUGCAUCAGUUCUCCAGGCUCCUACACCUGUGCCUGCCAUGAGGGCUUCACCCUAAACAGCGAUGGCAAGACUUGCAAUGUCUGCAGUGGUGGUGGCGGCGGCUCAGCUACUGAUUUGGUCUUCCUCAUCGAUGGAUCUAAGAGCGUGCGGCCAGAGAACUUUGAGCUGGUGAAGAAGUUCAUCAACCAGAUUGUGGACACACUGGACGUGUCAGACAGGCUGGCCCAGGUGGGGCUGGUGCAGUACUCGAGCUCUGUGCGUCAGGAGUUCCCGCUUGGCCGCUUCCACACCAAGAAGGACAUCAAGGCGGCUGUGCGGAACAUGUCCUACAUGGAGAAGGGCACUAUGACUGGGGCUGCCCUGAAGUAUCUUGUUGACAACUCCUUCACGGUGUCCAGUGGGGCGAGGCCUGGUGCCCAGAAGGUGGGCAUCGUCUUCACGGAUGGUCGGAGCCAGGACUACAUUAAUGAUGCUGCCCAGAAGGCAAAAGAACUUGGCUUUAAGAUGUUUGCAGUGGGUGUAGGCAAUGCUGUGGAGGAUGAGCUGAGGGAGAUCGCCUCAGAGCCUGUGGCAGAACAUUACUUCUACACAGCUGACUUCAAGACCAUCAGCCAGAUUGGCAAGAAACUACAGAAGAAGAUUUGUGUGGAGGAAGACCCAUGUGCCUGUGAGUCUAUAGUGAGAUUCGAGGCCAAGGUUGAGGGGCUGCUGCAGGCCCUGACCAGGAAGCUGGAAGCUGUGAGCAAGCGACUGGCUGUCCUGGAGAACAGAAUCGUCUAAGGCCACCUCCCACCAUGGCCUUGCCACCUCCCAUCCCAUGCAUGGCUGGCUGAGUCCUGCAAAUGUCCCCUGUAGCUCCAGUUAGUCCAGCUUUGUGGUUUUAGCAAGGGACUUGGGGGAGCUAGGCUCUGGGACACCUGCAGGCCUCUCCAGCUUCUGCAGUCCUUGGAUUAGGAGCAGGAGGGGACCCAUGCCUGUGUCUGUCAGAGUGUGAGAGGUUGCUUGGGAGCACGUGUGUGUGCCUGAGGGCGCAGGUGUCUGGGAGCAGGGACAUGUGCACAGGUGAGAACACAGAGAGUGGAUGUGAGAGAGACUGUGUGCAUUUUUCCCUCAACCAAAAGCUUAAUAUAUUCCUAUACCCCCCCAUUAACC
Molecule: messenger RNA, 1926 nt
Organism: Nannospalax galili (Upper Galilee mountains blind mole rat)
Lineage: Eukaryota; Metazoa; Chordata; Mammalia; Rodentia; Spalacidae
Gene: Matn1
Product: matrilin 1
Exons: 8
Coding region: 52-1554 (500 amino acids)
Molecular function (GO): calcium ion binding
Source: RefSeq, a predicted model, not a curated record